Molecule: messenger RNA, 216 nt
Organism: Menidia menidia (Atlantic silverside)
Lineage: Eukaryota; Metazoa; Chordata; Actinopteri; Atheriniformes; Atherinopsidae
Source: the annotation of a GenBank genome assembly
AUGCCACUGCAUAAAACCAUCUCGCAUAGCACCAAGCCAGGUUGGAACGACUAUGUAAAAGAACAUCAUGCAGAGGCCAGAAGGGCUCUUAAAGCAUGGGCUGACGCAGGAAUUGGCUGGCGUCGACAGAAAAAUGUGGAGAAAAACCACCUUCCUCAUCGCUUUUCUCAUUUCCUGCUCACAGCUGGCACCAGAGAAUAUCCCAGCAGACUUUAA